AUGUUUUUCAACACAGCAUUGAUCUGCAGCAUUCUUAGCGUCAUGGCUAAGGACAAUCUUCAGAAGACGUUCGACGACAACAGUGUCAAAGCAGAAGAGAAAGCAAUUGAACUUUCAACAGGAAAGUAUCUGUUGCUUAAAAAUGCCACCCUUGAAAAGGGAGUAACUGAUGCGAAGGCAUUUGUUGCUGAGAAGGUCGACAAGGAUGCAGAAGAGCUUGACAUGAAAACAUUCAAUGCUAAGGAUGAUGGUUUCACCACCGCAGCAGCUAUGGUGGGUUAUCUGACGAGGUUGACAAAAGUAGCCGCUUAUAUGGCUAAGGAUGCAGCGGACCAGGCUCUCCACAAGGAAGUAGUUACUGAAAUCGCUGCUGAUGCAUUCACUCAAACAGUUCCAACUGAAGUUGCAAGCAUGAUGAAGGAUGUUUUUACUAACAAAGUGAAAGAAGAUGACGCAAAGCCAAAGGACAACGUGAAACCUGCUAUCGAAGCAGGAGUCAAGCCCCUUAAUGCAUAUGUCUGCUUGAGUAAAAUCAAGGACGCGGCAAAGAAGGAUGAAUUCGUAGUGUUCGUGACUUACAAGAGUGACAACAAAGAACACAAGUCCAAGUUGAUGGAGGUGAAGUUUGAGAAGAACGAGUUCACUAUAAAGGUACUGGGAGCAGCAUCGGGAUCAGGAUCAGGAUCAUCUGACAAGAAGGAAGAGGGAAUGUCAAAAGGCAUCAAAAUUACUCUGAUUGUAGGUGGUCUGUUGCUUCUGGCUGCAGCAAUUGGUAUUGGAAUCUACUUCUACAUGGCAUCUCAGAAAAAGAAGCUAGUGGAUGAAGAGAACAUGGCAAUGAGCAAUGCACCUUAA
Messenger RNA from Enterospora canceri, 855 nucleotides. The record is from the annotation of a GenBank genome assembly. Lineage: Eukaryota; Fungi; Microsporidia; Enterocytozoonidae.